Molecule: messenger RNA, 655 nt
Organism: Arachis duranensis
Lineage: Eukaryota; Viridiplantae; Streptophyta; Magnoliopsida; Fabales; Fabaceae
Product: protein translation factor SUI1 homolog
Exons: 4
Coding region: 252-596 (114 amino acids)
Biological process (GO): translational initiation
Molecular function (GO): translation initiation factor activity; RNA binding
Source: RefSeq, a predicted model, not a curated record
AGUAAAAAUUAAAGGAAAAGAAAAAAUCACCUUCAUACCAAAACAAGCUUCAGGUAUUUAUCAUGUAUGUUAUGAUCGUUACUGCAAUUCCCUAAAUUCCCCUAUUACAUAUAAGCGUGAGGAUUUCAUUUAGAAUUAUCAAGGUUGAUAUAUACGUCAGUUAUUUCAUUUUAUUUCUGACUUUGCUGAAUUGAUUAGAUUUAUUGAAAAGAGUGUGUGUUGAAUACAAAUAAUAACCAAGUGCAGUUUUCAUGUCUGAAUUUGACACAAACGACAUUCCAUCUACUUUUGAUCCGUUUGCUGAGGCAAAUGCUGAGGACUCAGGUAUCGGGGCGAAAGAUUAUGUUCAUAUCCGGGUGCAGCAGCGAAACGGGAGGAAAAGCCUUACAACAGUUCAAGGAUUGAAGAAAGAAUUCAGUUACUCCAAGAUUCUUAAGGACCUCAAGAAAGAGUUUUGUUGUAAUGGUACUGUUGUCCAGGACCCUGAGUUGGGCCAGGUCAUACAACUUCAGGGAGAUCAAAGGAAAAAUGUUUCUACCUUCCUUGUGCAGGCUGGCAUAGUAAAGAAGGAUAAUAUCAAGAUUCAUGGUUUCUAAUUAAUUAAGUACUACUCAAUAGCAAAAGAUUGUAAAUCUAAAACUCAAGCAAUAGCCAG